Plasmopara halstedii is the source of this 1400-nucleotide messenger RNA. RefSeq lists its product as uncharacterized. The record is from RefSeq and is a predicted model, not a curated record. NCBI's taxonomy places the organism in Eukaryota, Oomycota, Peronosporomycetes, Peronosporales, Peronosporaceae. The transcript has a single exon. Bases 338 to 634 code for a protein of 98 amino acids.
AUGCAAUCUUCAAUUUUAGGCUGUAGGACUCUGAUACAAAUCUCAAUAUCAUGAGCAUCGUCUACACAUCACACGACCACUUUGCAAUUUUGCAGCUUUUUGCAACAACAACAAAAAGCAAAGCCAUCUGGGUUAUCAGCGUAUCUAUCUAGAUUAUUUGCUGUGAUAGUGUUCAGCAAUUUUAGUCUAGCAUAUUCAAAUCGUUCGAUUGUGCAAGCCAAAAUGCAGUUCCCAAGGAUCUGAAACUUUUCCAUUCUCAUGCGUCAUUUGCUUUGCAUCUGCACUUGCAACACAACUCUCUUACUGUUUAUCCACCACGAGCACAAGUCCACGACACAUGGCUGAAAAACGCUACCUUUCGAUACGACUUCGCAUCUUGCUAUUAUCGAGUAUAGCUUUUCUGGCAUGUCCUGGCCCCUACAUAACUGCCGCGAUACACGGUGUCGUAGCUUUGAACGAUCAACCUAACGAGAGCACGCUUACUUCGCCUUCAGCUAACGAUUCCGAGGAGAGAGUGUUGGGCAAAGUCGAUGAAAAAAUGGCAUCCCAAAACUUGCCAAGGGACUCUCAAGGGCAAAAAAGUGGCAGGCAUCUAUCAAUCAUCGUCUCAUCAAAAUAUAUAAGGCAUUUAUGAGUAAGUUAUUCCCUGCUGCAUAAGAGUAUUGCCUUUGACCACUUCCGCAGGCCUCGCGUUUGUACCAAAAAUUGCUACUCGAGAAAAAAGCAGAGAUAGAAGCAAUCUUGAAGUUAGAGAUUUAGGUGAAGAUAUCACUGAUGAAGAGACAAGAAUUGAAACGGUGUUUCUAGAGUGUAGACAUCUUACGUUGGAUGCGCCGUGAAGGAUUUACUGCUCUCCUUAUGAACAGACGUACGGACGGGGACCUUCUACCCAUACAGAUAAUUUGGAUGUGGUUGGUGGAAUAUUACGAAAUAACUUGCAAGUGUUCAUUCACCCCCUAAUGAAAUGUACCAUAUCUACAGCAUUGUUAAAGCUCAAGCUCGAUUCUUUGUACUUCAUUGGUAACGACACGGAGGUAGUAUCGGGUCGACAAAAAUUAAAGCAAGUUUCGUUGUUGAUAAUUUGUGUAGCUGGCUUUGUUACACACAUCGACCCGAAUACGGCUACUAAUUGUCUCGUGCUCGUCAUAAAAGCUGUAGUAGAUAAUGAUCCUGUCCCUUAAAAAUGCUGCUGCUUGCAUGUCUCGCCCGUUCCACUCAACUGCGUUAUGCACACACUGCCUCGUAUUUCUACAAGUGCCUUGUACUCUAUCGCACAAGGUACUUCGAUCUAAAAUUCUGCUACAUCACCUCUACGUAUCGAACUACAUGCAUUCGCUCAUGGUGCGUAAGUGGUAGUUCCGCCCGUUGAUAUAGCGCCGUUAGAAAAACUUAUGAAAAAC